Molecule: messenger RNA, 612 nt
Organism: Macadamia integrifolia
Lineage: Eukaryota; Viridiplantae; Streptophyta; Magnoliopsida; Proteales; Proteaceae
Exons: 2
Coding region: 1-612 (203 amino acids)
Source: RefSeq, a predicted model, not a curated record
AUGACCCUCACUGAAGAACAGAAACUGAUGUGUGCUGACUACCAACUAAAAAAUGAGGCAAAUGCAUGGUGGAAGUCCACUAAACCCAUCCUAGUGGCCCUACAGCCUAACCUCACAUGGGAACACUUUAAAGUGGAGUUCUACAACAACUACUUCCCAGACAGUAUGAGGGAGAGAAAGGAAAUAGAGUUCAUGGAGCUGAAACAAGGGUCCAACUCUGUAUUGGAAUAUCAACAAGAUUUUGAGAAGUUGUUCUUCUUCGCACCUGAGCAUUUGAAGGGGGAUCAGGCAAAGGUGAAGAGAUUUGAGAAAGGGUUAAGACCCACUAUAGGGGCUAUGUUAGUGGCUCAGUACCUCCACAAUUAUGCCCAGGUGGUUCAGGCUACCAAAUCCAUUGAGGAUAAACAAAGAGAGAACUAUCAUACCAUCCAAGGGAAGAGGACAGUGGCACCUAGCAGGUUUGGUAAGGGGACAUAUUCUAGUGCAGCCUCAGACAGCAAUGGGGACCCAACUGAAUUUCAGCACAGCAUUCCAUCCACAGAUAGAUGGGCAGUCAGAGAGGACUAUACAGACCCUAGAGGAUAUGUUGUGGGCUUGUGUAUUGGAUAUUAG